Acaulospora colombiana is the source of this 525-nucleotide messenger RNA. The record is from the annotation of a GenBank genome assembly. NCBI's taxonomy places the organism in Eukaryota, Fungi, Glomeromycota, Glomeromycetes, Diversisporales, Acaulosporaceae.
AUGCAGGCCAUCACAUUGGUCACACCAUUAGAGCUAGUUAAGAUAAGGCAGCAAACAGACCUGAAUAGACAAAAAUACCGCGGGAUGUUUUCUACUAUCGUAUCUAUCGUGAGAGAAGAGGGAAUACUGGCACUUUAUAAUGGAUUGUUGCCAACAAUUUUUAGACAAUCGUGGGGACUUGCUGUCAAAUUUACGGGAUAUAACACGUUCAAAGAUUUGUUCUCAACCUUAAAUAACGGUCAACCCUUGCUUCCAUGGCAGCAUGCAGCAUCAGGAUUUUCGGCAAACAUUCUAGUAGGUGUAUUAAACUCACCACCAGAUGUGGUUAAAACUAGGAUGCAAGAUCAAAACGUAGGAUACAAGAACAGUUGGGAAUGCGUAAAGAUGAUGUUGAAAAAGGAAGGCAUAAGAUCAUUCUUUAAAGGAGCCACGUUGAGAUGCGUUAGAAUCGCGCCUGGAGGAGCCAUACAAUUUUCUACUUAUGAAUAUUUGGACAAGACGAUCAAGGAAUAUAUUAAAGUGUAG